Messenger RNA from Annulohypoxylon maeteangense, 6513 nucleotides. RefSeq lists its product as uncharacterized. The record is from RefSeq and is a predicted model, not a curated record. Bases 232 to 6309 code for a protein of 2025 amino acids. Lineage: Eukaryota; Fungi; Ascomycota; Sordariomycetes; Xylariales; Hypoxylaceae. The transcript has 2 exons.
UAUCCAUCAUAUCCAUCAUCAAUCCCACUCACAACUUGAUAGUCAUAUCUGACUGAUUAAACAUUAAACAUUGAUUGUUUGAAUUCCCGCUUUGACGGGAUUAGCUUAGGCUAAUUAUUUACUACACGAUUGCUAGAUAUCUGACAUUGUAAUACGGCUUCUGGCCGCAUCGCACAUUCGCAAGUCAGAGACAUAUUCAUUCCAUCCCCUCAAACAGAAACAGCAGAACAGAUGAUGGCGCCGGUCGAGCGUGACGCACCGGUCGACCGGCCUCUAAGACAUCAGCAUUCUUCUUCAAUUGGAGCUAUAGUACCAAUGUGGGAUAGCUCUGACCCGGAGCGGGCGCCGCCCCCUCUCCCGAUGAAUCCCCAGUCGCCCGGUGUAGGACCAUCACGCAGUGGCACAUCGUUAGCCAUUCAAUCUGCGCACGCCGCCUUGACAGAGAAGGCGCGUGAGCACGCACUAGUCCCCUCACUCGCAAAACGUAUGAACGACACAUCACCUGAGCGCGCUCUAGUUCAGAGAACAACAAGCCCCCAUAAGCGAAUGCAAUCUAUGCAACCAGGCAGUGUUAGAGACCUCAGCCUGAUGAUCGAAGGCUCGAGAGAUCGCGACUCUGCGAACUCUACUCCUCGAGGUUCACCCGAAAAAGAUAGAUCUGCGAGAUCACAAACAAGACCACAAACACCGACUCGCGGCCGGGACUACGACAGAGAGUCAAGAUCAGCUGAGAAAGAGAACACCGCCCCUGGCACACCUACACCAAUGGCGGCGAAUUUGAGCUCCAUGGUUCGCCCCUCUGUGAGGAAGCCACCACAGAGCAUUCUUGGUGAAAACACACCACCGCAAUCUGCCACCAUGCUGGCCUUGCAAAAUAUGCCUUCCGUAUCCUCCCGGGACAUCGAAUCUCCAUUGGCGAAUGUUACAAACAACUCUGCACCCAUGAUGAAACCGCAUCCUUCCACAGAACACCUUUCCAAUCAACUUAUUACCUUGACCAAUAUUGCAACCGCUCUUCAAAAGGAAAUGUCUCAGUUGAGCCGUCGAAGUAGAGACAAUGCUACCGACUUGAUGAGCCUCAAAGAGGCUACACAUGCUAGAGAUGAGGAUAUUCGAAAGAGCCUGCGCGAGCUAGCUUUAAACUCCGGCUCGGACACUUCUCGGUAUCAUCGAGAUACCUAUACUGGCGGACUGUAUCUUGACAACAAGCCUUUCAACAACAUGUCGCCCGGGCCAGGGAAGAUGGGGCGACCGAUCUCUCUUCCAAGGAUCCCGUCGCCGAAUAGUUUCGCGGCCUCCAUUGAUCGAGAGUCGAUCAUGAGCACACCAUCUCUUGUAGGAGGGGAAUCGUCCCCUGCGACAAUGGCAUUACUCGAAAAGAUUAUCAGAGACAUGGGCACAAAAGAUGGCCAGGAAUCAAUCGUUGGUCGCCUGUCUGAGUUAGCAGACAGGCUAGCCGGCAUGGCUUCAGCCGACAAAGUGGAAGAGCUUAUCCACCACCUGAGAAUAUCUAGCGAACACCCAGCUCACCCUACCAAUGGCGGUAGACUGGAGAAGGGAAGGUCAAUGAGUUUCAGUAGUGAUGAUUCCGGAUCAAAAAUUAGCGGCGUGGUGAAUCACAGAGUUGAAAAGCUGAUGAACGGCAAAGACACUCGGCGACCAUCAGUUACGACACGAGUUAACGAUGCUCUGAAUGAUGAUAUCGUCAAGGUCAUUCGUGCCGUCAAAGAUAGCGUUGCCCAGGCAGGAGGUAUGACGGCUGAGGUUAAAGCCCUUGUCCGAGAGCUUCGCGGUGAGGUUCUUGGGAUGGGGAGGGAGAUCAGCAGGAAGCUAGAUGACUGGCAUGGUAAAUCUCCCAGCAAAAGCGAAACUGCUAGUCGGGCGGAGCUAGCAAGAAUUGUGGAGGAGGGAUUGGAACAGAUAAGGGUUUACAUGGCACAUCGUCUUCGAGAUCACAGACGAGUAUCAUCUGAGAUAGAGAAGCCUGCCAUCGAUUACCAAGAGAUCUACAACGCCCUAAGGACCGCUUUAAGCGACUCAGAAGCCACCCGACACCACGACCCGAAACUUAGCCGAGAUGAUGUCAUCGAGGCUGUCAAGGAUGCUUGGGAAAACUACAAACCUGAGAUCGAAAUCCAACAGAUUGGAUUGGAGCGGGAUGAGGUUCUUGAUUGCCUGAAGGAAGGACUAGAACAGUAUGCACCACGUCAAGAGACCCCUCAAGGUGCGACACGGGACGAGGUAUUCCAAGCAAUUGUCGAGGGACUGAAGCAUUUCGUCCCCCCGCAAGUUGAUACGCCAGCUAGUAUCUCCCGGGACGAAGUAAUCGAGGCUGUUAGGGAAUGUCUCGAGGACUUUGAGUUCCCUAUUGCGCCCUCGAAUAAUGACCUAACUCGGGAUGAUGUAUUGGACGCUGUCAAAGAGGGCAUAAACUCUACCCACAGUACCGCGCUUGUACCCCACGGGGGUGAAAAUACCGAGAUCAUUGAGCGCCUUCACGAUAUUAUGCAGUAUAUGCGGGAGGAGUUUAAGGCCGUUUCUGAAGAGGCGAAGCAGAAUGUUGCUGCGAAUGGUAGAGACACGGAGCAGGUCUUGGACGCUACUCGGGAUGGCUUUGAUCAGCUGCGAACACAUAUGGAAGGCUACGUCAACCAAGCUGUGGGGACCUCCAGCCAUGAGGAACUCAUGUCUAACCUAGAGAAUGGGUUUGAACAACUUCGCGCACACAUGGACGAAUUUGUCGAAAAAGUCUCAGGCCCAUCUGGCCAGGAUGAAUUGAUGGCCAAUAUCGCCAGCAACCUCGAAAAACUGCGGGCACACGUAGAGAACCCCGCUGACAGAGCUCUCAACACAUCCAAUGUCUCGGAUCAGGACGAGCUGAUGACGAACCUCACCAGCAAUUUCGACCAGCUACGAGAGCACAUGGAAGGCUACGUCGACAAGGCUUCCGGUGCUUCUAAUCAAGAGGAACUCAUGAGCAAUGUCGUCAACAGCUUUGAUAUCUUCAAGGAAGAGGUAUCGGAGCUUGUUGGAAAGGCUUCCGAUGGCUCCAGGGAUAUGAUCAGACAAGAAAUCGAGUCGCUCCGAGAUACAGUGAAUUCCUCGCUUGUUCCUCAUGUGCCACAAAUGAGCGACAAUCGAGAUGUUCUUGAGGCAAUCCGUGACAGUAUUGAACGAAUACGAGGAGAAUUGCUUCGUCCUCAUGCCGGCACCACGGAUAUCCUCGACGCCUUACACGAGGGUUUUAGUGACUUGCGACUCAGCAUCGAGAAAGUAGCCGACAAACCAGCUGAUUUAACAGCCAAUGACGAGAUCCUUGAUGCUCUUAAAUCUGGGUUAGACGGCGUUCAAACAAACAUCGACUCCCUGCGCGAAAAUAACCAGGACAAAGCUGUGGCAACCGUCGCCACUGCCGAGGAGGUAACAAGCACGGCUCUCAUCCCUGCGGAUCUUGUCAAGCACGGCGACAUCAAAAAUCUCGAGGUUAUGAUGAUACAGAUGAGAACGAAGAUGGAGUCCAUGGAGGCACCACAAUCUCAGCCGCCUGCGGAGGGUCUAUCUAAAGAUGAUCUUGCUGAGUUAGAGGAGAUGCUCAAGAACGGCUUAUCUAAAGAGGAUCUCAAUGAAAUGGAGGAAAUGCUUCGGAACAUGCAGGAGUCGAUGGCCGGCAUGUCGGGUAUGUCAAGUAGUAGAGACAAAGACGGCGAGCCUUCGGGUCCUCCUGCCAACCCCGACGAUGCUGCUACAAAAGAGGACGUACAGGCUAUUGAGACAAUCCUUCGAAACACUAAAGCCCGCCUUGAAGAUCUAGCUGACGGGGAACAAUCCGUCCGAAAAGAUCAUAUUGAUGCAGUUGAGGCUCUCGUGCUUGAGACCAAAGAUUCUCUUGCGGCACUCACUAGUCAGCUAGAAACAGUUUCCCGAAAAGAAGAUCUUCUCUCUCUCGAGUCUCUCGUAACCCAGAUCACCACCUCUUUGGAUGAGGCGAAAGAACGAGCCGAGAAAUCCCUCGACGAUCCCGACAAGGUCACCAAGACACAUGUUGCUGCCGUUGCGGCAGCCGUCCUUGACGUCAAGGCCCUUGUUGAGCAGAUGGUUAAUUCUGGUAUCGCAGCUCUUCCCUCCAAAGACGAUCUCAAGAAUCUUGAAGACGCCGUAACAGAACUCAAGGAUAACUCUACGAUGCUUGCUGAAUCAAAUGCGGCAGCGUUUGAAGAGAAACAUGCAGGCGUAGGUGAGCGAGUCACGGAAGUCAAGGCCUUUUUAGAAGAGUUCCAAGGCUUGGUCAAGGAUAGACUCGAGACUGGCGGUAACGCUGUUGAGUCAUUAGGCAAGCUUCUUGAAGGCCUCAGUGAAACGGUGCAUCGGAAUGCCGAUGUUGGCAGUAACCUGAAGGAGAUGUUCGAGUUAGUCAAGACUGAAUUCGAGGAAUCCAAGUCUAGCGUAGUAGGUGCCAAGAUGGACACUGACGAGAAAAUCAAGGAAUCUACCGAGGCGUUAGGAAACAAGCUCGAAGGGAAAAUUGGCGAACUUGUAACGAAGUAUGACGAGUUCCAGCUUGUUUUGGAAGAUCGGUCAAAAACAUCGGAAGAGAGAGAUGAAGGGAUGAAAGCGGCUAUGGUCAACACAAACACGAUCGCGGAGGAACUCAAGGUUCUCAUUGACACUCUUGGAUCAACUGUCACCGACUCCCUUGAGAAGAUGGAAGAAGCAUCGAAAACUGUCUUCGAGAAGGUCGAAACGCUUUACGGCAAAACCGAGGAAAACCAUGCGGAUGGCAAGAAUGAACAUCAAAUGACUCGUGAUCAUGUCAAGCAGGCAAUCAGUGCCGUCGAAGGCCUCCAAGGCCAUGUCGGCGAUUAUCAGCCAAAGAUUCUCGAGUCUAUCAAGGAAGUGCUCCUCAUUGUUGGGCAACACUAUGAACAUUCCAGAAAUUCGGAGAACGGCAUCUUACGCAAGAUUGAGGAUGCCAAGCCCGAGCCCCUACUUCUACCGCCUCCUCCUGACAAAUACGACGACAGUUUGGUGCAGUCAAAGCUAGACAAGUUGGACGGCGAGGUUCUUACUAUCCGAGAGAAUCUGGAUUCUGGAAUGCAUUCCAAAUUAGAUAAGCUAGUCGACCACACAAACACUGCCAAUAAGGCUUAUGCCCAGUUGUAUACUCUCGAUAUGGUGCACCAGCAGGUGGUCAAGACAGCCGCCGAUAUCUCGGAGUUCCUUUCGUCGCAAAAACAGCGCAUCAAUGACGAACAUGAAGACCGUGAAAAGACUCUUCAGGAGACAACAAUCCAAUUAGAGCGGUCGAAAGUCGAGAAAGAUCAGGUCGAAACCAAUCUAUUGUAUCUAAAAGACGAGGAAGCCCAAUUGCGCGACACCAUUACUACGCUGAGGGCUGAGCAGGAUUCGCUUACCCGACAGAAGACUCGGCUAACAGCAGACGUAUCCUCUCUCGAGACCGCUCUGCAUCUUCGACGGGAAGAACUUCACGCCAUGGAUGCGCGGGCCGAAGGGCUGGAGCGUAGGAUACUUGAAGGUGUCCUAGAUCAUUCCCGUGCCCUACUCAUGACCAAGUCCUCUUUGAAGGGCCGCGAAGCUAUGAGCCGCAAACGAGUACCCGGCGCCAGAUCUAGUCUAGGGCCCUCUGAUGAGCUUAACUCUACUCCCAAGCAGGCCAAGCCUCGGGCAGUUAACAUAGCCGUAAACAGUGGUAGAGCUAGUCUUGUCCCACAGAACCCUGCAAGCGCCGGUCGUCGGAUUCUAAGUCUCAGCCAGAUCACGAAUAACGUGCCUACGGGUGGUCUUAAGCGCAGCCAGAGCGUUCGUACCCCGGCUGGUACAGGGGUGCGAAAGGGUAGCUGGGCACCGGGGAAAAGUGGUCCUCGUAAGGGCUAUGGCGAUUUGGACAUGGACAAGGAGAACGUGGACUUAGUGCGCGAAAGCGACGAGGAGGCACGCGAAGAUUCUCCAGUCGCCGAUUCAGAGCCCGACACCCCUAUAGGAGACGAGACUGUUCUAGUUGGAGGCCAUGCCAAUGGCAAGGAUCCAGGAGACAAAGGAGGCGAGGAGGACCCUAUGGAGAUGUUAUCCGAGCCCGAUGAUGGCGAUGCGGAAGAGACAGAAGGAGGGGAGAGUGAGGCUGGUACCACCGUCAUGACAGGCGCGGCGACUGAGAGCGGGUAUAUCAGCGACGAACAAAGCCAUAGUGAGUGGGCUGAAAGCGCCGUCGGCGUGGACAGUGUCAUCUCCGAAAGCAUUGCCGACACCGAUAGCAUCGCGGGUGAAGGCGAAGUCUUGGUGUAUAAUACCUAACGAAUCUCCUGUAACAUAAUACGGGAUUCUAAAUCUUGGGGAUCUAAUCGAGGGAAGGAAUGGCGGGUGUUCUGCUUUGGAGUACUACAGGGCGGCUUUACCUGCUUCGUUUUUUUCACUCGUGUUUUAUUCAUCACGGUCGUUGGAUGAAGGUGGGGGGGAGGGGCCUUACGGUUGGGAGGGGGAUGAGGUUAUGUCUUUGGU